UCCGCUAGCUUGUAAAUUUCUUCCCCUCUAAUCAUCCUUCUUCCCGUUUAGCUACUCGGCUUUGGACAAUCGCUACACCUGACUCCCCAGUUUCAUACAUUUAACCGGCCACGAACACAUACACCAUGGAUGAUUUUGACAUGCUAAACGCGCACCCCGCUGGAAACGGUGUCGGCUCAGAGGAGGACCCCGCUGCCGCGUUCUUGGCCCAGCAGGAGAGCGAGAUCGCCGGGAUUGAAAACGACGAAGGCUUCAGCAUCCUGGACAGCGGAGAGGUCCCCACGUCGCUGGACGACCCCAGUGAUGGUGCCAUCAAUGGAGAGCUCUAUGGGGAAAGCAAUGGUCCAUCAGAUGCUUAUGCAGCAAUUUCCAAUGCAGACCGGCUGCAGGCUGAACCUGAAAGCCUACGCAAAUGGAGAGAGGAGCAAAGUGAACGGCUUGAGGUGCUAGACGCCAACUCUCGCACACAGGAGUCGGAGUGGAAGGACAAGGCCAAGUUGGAACUGGAAGAAUGGCACGCCAGGCAGAAUGAGCAGCUGGAGAAAACUAAAACCAAUAACAGGGUACUGGAUGAAGACUUCUACAAGCAGCCCUUCUCUGAGCUCAUUGGUUAUGUCACACACAUUAACCAUCCUUGCUACCGCCUAGACCAGGCGGCUGAGGAGGCCAUGAUUUCAGAUCUGGAUGAGAACAACCCCGGCACAGAGUGGGAGCGUGUUGCUCGGCUCUGCGACUUCAACCCCAAGUCCAGCAAGCAGGCCAAAGACGUGUCCCGCAUGCGCUCGGUGCUCAUCUCCCUGAAGCAAUCUCCGCUCGUCCGCUAGGCAGCCAAGGCUGCUUCCGUCAUCAUUCCAUAUCAUCCUCUUAUUACCACACACAACCAACCAACCCAACUACUGAUGUCCAAUUGUCUAUAUUCUCAAGACAAAAGGGGCUUGAACCUCAUCUGUUCCUAUCUGUUUGCCACACAUAGCCCCCAAAAUAUUUUUACCUGUGUGGAGUGGACCUCUAUAGACUAGUCUGAUCCUCUUCCUUGUUGUAUAAAAUGAUCCGGACAUGAUUGAGUUUAUGCCAGAAAUAACCAUGGUUGGUGUUGUUGAGUAAACGUCUGUAAGGGUAGUGGGUUGGACCAUUAAAAGGGAAGGGUUGAUGUUUGUUUUGGCCUAUAGCUACACUAAAUCCUUGUCCCUCAUGGCCCCGAAACAAUAUCAUUCCCAUGAUGCUGUACUCUUAACUCUUUACCCGUCAGUCUUAUGAGUCUUUAUUGGUGUUGAAUUGAUUUAAUCACCUUUUUGUCCUCCCAACACAUCUCCUCAUCAUUUCCCAUCUUUACAGAAAAGUAUUGAAGGAUUUUUGUUGUGUAUUUUAAGGACCAAACUACAAGAAAACUGUCCUUUUUUGAAGUGUGUGUAUGCGUGCCCACUUUCAUGUGUGUGGAGUCUGCUUGUGGUAUGUUGUGUUAAAUUUUCCAAUCUAUGCAUUUCCUUUUGAAGAUCCUCCCUCUUCUCCAGUCAGGAACUGAACAAAGUCCAGUCAUUACAACAUAUGUAACCUGUUAGAAUGUGUGUUUAAACCUCAAACAAAUGUGUGUAUGAACUGUGUGUACCUUUGUACAUAUACAGAAGGCAAUAUAUAUACAGAAUAUAAAACAUUUGUCACUGAAAUUAGACAGUUGUGGUUUUAAAGAGAACUAAAUAUCAGCCAGCUGUUGCUUGACCAUGUGUGAUCAUUGUCCUUUUGAUUUCAAUAUCAUUAAACGUUGAAUGAAA
Messenger RNA from Solea solea (common sole), 1769 nucleotides. RefSeq names its product clathrin, light chain A (gene clta). Gene Ontology annotation, cellular component: clathrin coat of trans-Golgi network vesicle; plasma membrane; postsynaptic endocytic zone cytoplasmic component. The record is from RefSeq and is a predicted model, not a curated record. NCBI's taxonomy places the organism in Eukaryota, Metazoa, Chordata, Actinopteri, Pleuronectiformes, Soleidae. Gene Ontology annotation, biological process: clathrin-dependent endocytosis; intracellular protein transport; clathrin coat assembly. The transcript has 7 exons. The coding region runs from base 126 to 824 and encodes 232 amino acids. Gene Ontology annotation, molecular function: structural molecule activity; clathrin heavy chain binding.